Messenger RNA from Acinonyx jubatus (cheetah), 7830 nucleotides. It is a transcript of the gene SNTG1, whose product is annotated as syntrophin gamma 1. The record is from RefSeq and is a predicted model, not a curated record. NCBI's taxonomy places the organism in Eukaryota, Metazoa, Chordata, Mammalia, Carnivora, Felidae. The transcript has 19 exons. Bases 2134 to 3687 code for a protein of 517 amino acids. Gene Ontology annotation, molecular function: structural molecule activity; protein binding. Gene Ontology annotation, cellular component: intracellular anatomical structure; dystrophin-associated glycoprotein complex.
UUGGUUUUGUUUUGUUUUGUUUUUUGUGUUUUUUUGUCCUGGCCUCAUUUGAGACGUGGAAUAAUUUCUUUCCUGCCAAUUGUAAAUUUCCAUGACUUAAAUGCAAAUGAGCUUACUAAAGGCAACUCUUUGGUUAUAAUCCUUCUCUCAUUCCUCCAUAAACUUACCAAUCGUUGUAGCGAUUCGUGUCUACUUUGGUAGUUAUGGUCAUCUUCUGUUACACUGAUGUUUCACCUGGCAUAGCAAAUGGCAACAUUUUUUUUAAAGGAUUUUUUCAUCCUACCUGUGGGUCCUGUUUAAAGUAGUAUAUGCACACAUACGUCUACUGAAUAAAUCACAGGUAUCCUGCAUUAUUUUAGGGGAUACUAUCAAAAAUUUGAAAACUGCUAAAUAUUUACCAGUUAUGCUUAUGAAUACAUGAAAUUGUUUUGAGAAAGAAGCAAUUCUAUUACGUACGAUGCGAAUUUUGUGAAAAUGAAUUUCUUUAAAUCAUAUCCAAACUUUAGUUCUCUGUGAAAAUGCCUUGACAUAUAUAAAAGCAGUGUAAUCGUAGAAUAAUCAAUUAAAUGAAGCUUAGAAACCCCUUAUGCUAUUUUUAUAAGCAUGUAAAGCCCCCCAACAGGCUAUUUUCUCCUGAACAGAAUUAACAAAACUCCAAAUGAAAUACAGUUGCUUCCUUCCAUGUGUAGCCCCAGAAUAUUUGCAUAAGAGCCAAAUCACUCAGCCUUUUCAGGUUUAUCAAGAAUGCGUACACAUUAAGAUAUUGAGUCCUAGGAGCAAAAUGGAACUCAAAUACAUAAAAGUUUCAGGUAUCAAUCUGAGACUAUAUCAUAACUACUCUUCACGAACAUGGAAAUUGAGCAGUUGGAACAAGGCCGAUACAUGGCCAAAAAAAAAAAAAAAAAAAAAGUUUGGCAAUGGAUGAAUUACUUAGCAUUUCUUUUUGUGAAGAAUAAAAGCUUUCUGGCUUCCAACAAAGAGUUUGUGAGCUGUAUGGCAGUAUUUUGAACAAGGAGAUCAUUUAUAAAUGCAGUCUUUAUAUUUAGGAAAUGAUUACGGGAUGCAGCUGCCGUUUUUAAUGACUUUUAAUAAAGCACGUUAUAAAGUGAAUUAGCAAUAAAUGUUUAACAGAUGAUAGUGAAUCAAGACAUUAUAGAACAUCGUUAGAUCUGUGUAUUCGGUUGUUCAAGCUAUAUGCCAGUUCCUGGAAUACUGGUGGGUUUGUAAUUUUCUGGGAUGUUUUGAAGGGAAGUUCAAGGCAGAUUAAAGUUUAAUGAAUGGGUUUACUAUAUCAACUAGCUCUGCUAAAACAGUAAAAACUUUAGUUAUGUAAGUGAUUAAGUGAACGGUCUUCAAUUUUCUUAAAUUUCUACAAUAUAUGGAAGUGUAAAAUGAGAUAACGAGAUUCAUACGUUAGUACAUGAAGAUACGAUAUUUCAACCACGUUAAAUUCUUGAGUCUUUGAUAAAGAAGGGUGAAUGUACUUUGUAGAAAACAAAAUAGUUAGAAAAAAAUCUGUGUUCCACACUUGUUUUGUUGGCGUUGCCAAAAUUCUAAAUUUCACCGUGAAGUGGUCAGAAUACUGAUGAGUAGAGGAGGGCACAGCUCCUAAUUUAGUGGUUUCUGUUCGUACAAGUAUUCGUAGGCCACCUCGGCAUGCAGAGUAAUACAGCAGAGUUUCCCUUUUAAAGACUAAGCUCAGUCUCGGACCUCAAGAAGGUUAGAGUGUAAUGAGGCCAAGGAGGGAUGUCCAGAACCACGGACUCAUUACAAGGUACAACCUGAAAUGUAGUCACUGGCAGAUUGUCAGGUUAGGAAACGGACCCUCAGAAAAUUGUUGAGGUUGGUUGGCAGACUCAGAUGAGUGCAUGGCUGAGUUGAAAUGGGACCAGACAUUAUGGCGUCAUUAGUGGUGGCACUCUGAGAAUGGGGAAAGAACAUGAAAUCAUGUUUCAUGAGGAUCUCUCUAUGGAACCAUCGUGCAGGGUAAAUGAGCAACAUGGGGUAAGAAGCUAGAGAACACACAAGUGACUGCUCUCCAGAAUGUUGAGAUUGCCAGAGAAGUGACAUCUGAAAAGGGAAAAUAAUUGCUCUACCUAAAUUCAGACGACAUCCUUUGCGGUGCCGUGGCACAUGGAUUUCAGGACUGCCUGUGAAGAGACAAAGACAGGGAUUUGUUUGCUGCAGGAUGGUAAUCAGGAGCCUUUCAAAGUCCGGCUGCACCUAGCUAAGGAUAUUUUGAUGAUCCAGGAGCAAGAUGUGAUAUGUGUGUCUGGUGAACCUUUCUAUUCUGGUGAAAGAACGGUGACCAUUAGAAGACAAACUGUAGGAGGCUUUGGAUUAAGCAUCAAGGGGGGAGCAGAACAUAAUAUUCCAGUUGUCAUUUCAAAAAUCUCCAAGGAGCAAAGAGCGGAACUUUCAGGUCUGCUCUUUAUUGGGGAUGCGAUUCUGCAGAUAAAUGGAAUUAAUGUGAGAAAAUGCAGACAUGAAGAAGUGGUUCAGGUUCUUCGGAACGCUGGAGAAGAAGUGAACCUGACAGUGUCAUUUUUAAAAAGAGCACCCGCUUUCCUCAAACUCCCACUGAACGAAGACUGCGCAUGUGCUCCAAGUGACCAGAGCAGUGGUACCUCCUCUCCUCUUUGUGACAGUGGGUUGCAUCUCAACUAUCAUCCCAACAAUACAGACACGUUGUCAUGUUCGUCCUGGCCAACAUCUCCAGGCUUGAGAUGGGAAAAACGAUGGUGUGACCUUAGGCUGAUCCCACUGCUUCAUUCACGUUUCUCUCAGUAUGUGCCUGGGACAGACUUGAGUCGGCAAAAUGCUUUUCAAGUCAUUGCUGUGGACGGGGUCUGCAGUGGGAUUAUUCAGUGCCUCUCUGCGGAAGACUGUAUUGACUGGCUACAAGCAAUAGCAACCAAUAUUUCAAACCUCACAAAGCACAAUAUUAAAAAAAUCAACAGAAACUUUCCCGUAAACCAGCAGAUAGUCUACAUGGGCUGGUGUGAAGCACGGGAGCAGGAUCCUCUACAAGAUCGAGCAUACUCGCCAACAUUUCUAGCCCUGAGGGGAUCCUGUCUUUACAAGUUUCUGGCACCUCCGGUGACAACGUGGGACUGGACCCGAGCAGAGAAAACAUUCUCCGUGUAUGAGAUUAUGUGCAAGAUUCUCAAGGACAGUGACCUGCUGGACCAGCGGAAACACUGCUUCACUGUGCAGUCUGAGUCUGGAGAAGACCUCUACUUCUCCGUGGAGUUGGACUCUGACCUCGCCCAGUGGGAACGAGCCUUCCAAACAGCAACCUUUCUGGAAGUGGAACGGAUACAGUGCAAGACGUAUGCAUGUGUGCUAGAAAGUCAUCUAAUGGGACUCACGAUCGACUUUAGCACAGGAUUUAUCUGCUUUGAUGGUGCAACAAAGGCUGUACUUUGGAGGUAUAAGUUUUCUCAGCUUAAAGGUUCUUCAGAUGAUGGCAAGAGCAAAAUCAAAUUUUUGUUUCAGAAUCCAGAUACUAAGCAGAUUGAAGCAAAGGAGCUGGAAUUUUCAAAUCUGUUCGCUGUUCUCCACUGCAUCCAUUCGUUCUUUGCUGCCAAAGUAGCUUGUUUGGACCCUCUCUUUUUAGGCAAUCAGGCUGCAGCUUCCGCUGCUCCCAGCUCCGCUACAACAAGCAAAGCCAAGUACACAACCUGACACACGGGGCUUCCUUUUGCCAUGUACCAUGACUGUACAAACCGAAUAAACAUCCUCAUCAUUUUAGACGCUGGAGAAACAAUGGUGUCACCAGGUCGACAGUGAAUUCGAUUUGAAAUUUCAGCAGAAAACAAGAAGGUCCUGAGGGAUCUCAAAAGCAUUUCUGUUUUGGAAGGCAUUUGUGAGUAAUCUUAAAAGAACCUAACAGCUCGUUCUCACUCAGUUUGUUUGUACCAGUAUUUCAUCAAAAGUGAAGACAAAAAAAUGAAUGAUUCAAAGUAUGUACAUAAUAUAAAAAAAUUGUAAGCUACCUAUAAAUAAAAAUACCACUUAAAUGGUUAUUUCUGUAUUUUAGAUUAUUUUGUAUGACAGAUACCUGUCGGGCCAGAUCACGAACUAAUGCCCUAUCAUUGAAUUGCAAGUAAUAUAAAGGAGGCAGACCAUGUGGCAGCAAAGGAAAAAAAGCAUGCAAAAUUUCAUCAAGGAAGGAAGCACUUUAAUCUGCUGGUGUAGAGUUUUCUGUGUAUUCUCAUUCCGCAACACGACGCUGGCACUCCAAUUUUGUUUAUCUUGUUGUCAGAUAUUCUUAAGAAUUUCAAAAGAAUAAAUUCAUUGAUUCCAUGAGAGUCACAAUGUAAAAUGUAUUAUUUUUCCUUAAAUCACUGAAACCAACGUGUUAUCACUGCUAGUGUCAACCAACUAUGCCAAAAGAUGUUCAUUUAAUGACGAAUGAAGAAAACAUUCGUGAACCUCUUGGUCUUUCCUUCGUUUAAGGAGAUUUUCACUUACAUAAUGGGAUUUGGUAUCGCAUUAAAGUUUCAUAAAUUUUCAGUGACCCCAAAAACUUUUGUAGAGAAAGCCAUAGCGACACAUGUGGCACGUGAAACAAUUCUUUGUAAUCCUAAUUCUAGUUAUUUACGGACUAAAAUGAUCAUAGGGUAUGGUCUCCAAGUUUUACUUAUGUUAGGGAGAUGACAUUUUCCCAUUUUAGUAAUAUUUUAUGAGAAAAUAAGGUGAGAUAUGAAAAUAAAAUGUUAAAUUUCUAACUUACCAUGUCAUAAAAAUGAUUAUAUAAGGCCAAACUAAGUGGGUUAUUUUAGGUAUCUUGUGUUAGUAAAUGUAAAGGGGAUGGAAAUCUGAAAACAUCAGAGGUAUGUGCACAUGACAGAUCCCAGGCGUUACAUGACCAUUUGUUUAAUGCCGAGAACCUUCUCCUUUACUACAGCUGUACUGAGAUCUGCUUUUAAACAACCGUCUAUUAAAAAAAGAAAGAUUACUUGUAUGUUAACAUGCAUGUCCCCAACUAAAUCAAACACUGGAUAUUUCCUUGUGAAGAUGAUGAAAUACCCAAUAAGUUGGUUUGAUUGUCUUUUUUUUUUCUUUUUCAAUAUUUUUUUUAAUGUUUAUUUUUGAGAGGCACAGAGAGACAGAGCAUGGGUGGGGGGAGGGCAGAGGGAGAGGAAGACACAGAAUCCGAAGCAGGCUCCAGGCUCUGAGCUGUCAGCCCGGAGCCCGACGCCGGGCUUGAACCUGUGAACCACAAGAUCGUGACCUAAGCCGAAGUCGGUUGCCCAACUGACGGAGCCACCCAGGCACCUCUGAUUUUCUUUUCCUAAAUAGGACAAAAAAUUUACGAAAGAAAGGAUCAAAAUUGUUUGCAAAAAGGACACAUGAUCGUUAUACUGACAAAUUUAUCAAACUAUUUCCAUAAUCAUCCUAAAUUAUUAAUUCACUUUGUGUCUGGUUAAUUCUUAAGCACAUUGAGAUUGAAAAGAAAAAAGCCAGGGCUCAUAAUUGUAACUGGCAAGAGUUAAGUUGCAUCUAGGACGCCUUAUUGAAAGAACUGUGGCAAAUAGGACACCACGUGGUUUUUACAUGGUUUCUUUUGACCAUGAAAUGAAUAUAUACUCAAAAUGGGGAGAACACUGUGAAAUUACUGCUCACUAUCUAUUGACCGAACGGGACAGUCAUUCUAAAGCCAGGAGCCCGCCAAAAGCAGGCUUCAGGAAGGCCCCGGAGCCUGGGGAGGAAGAGCAGAGAGACGCCUGCCCCUUAGGGUGGGUAGCAGUACCAGCCGGUUCCUUGCAGAAUCUCUGCUGUGAGUUAGACGCGUAUCUCAGAGCGCCCCACAUUGGGGCAGCAUGGAUGUGUCCACAGGGAGAUCAUCCGGUCUGUGGGGAGUAGGAAGUGGGCUCAGCCACCAGGAAAAAAAAAAAAAAAGGAAGUCGAUUUAAACCCUUACAUAAGUGCAAUGUAAUCAUUUUUAAAAGCAAUGUCAGGUUUAUAAAAGCUCCGUUUUGAAUAUAGAAAAGACAAUUGAAUGAAAUAUCCUUUUUGUUGUAUAAUAAAAAAUCUUCUAGCCUGUGCUUAGGUGUAUGAAGGAAACGGUGCACAAUGAGAUAUGUAUGGGUAUAUAUCUCCUUGUACAACACACACACACACACACACGCACACAUAUGUGUAUAUGUAUAUAAUAAAAUGCUACCCACAAAUUAUAUUAGAUGAAUAUAUUUCAAAUAUAUAUAUUUAAUACACUUUAAAUUUACACUGUAAAUUGUAGCUUGAAUUAAAAUUUAUGAUAAUACGAUAUUGUGUUUAUUUUUGAUACCACUGAUUAAAAAAGAAAAAAACAAACCUAACAGGCCUAAAUUGCUGCGUAACAUUAGUGGAGCACCUACUACUAGAAAAAUAUUACUCUGAUGUUCAUCAGUUACCAAAUAGUAUUUAACACUUUCCUUUACAGUGGAAUGAUUAGCCACUGUGGUUUGUUAUAACUGGAACUAUUUGAAUGAGAAAGAUUAAAAAAUGAACAAAAUACUCAGAUAAAUCUCUAUUUCUCAUGUAAUGUAGGUUUAGGUGUAUGAGAUUUACUCAUCAAAUCCUCGUUUGUACUAGAGCACAUUUUAAUAGCAGAAUGCUUCAUUAUGUGUUAACCCCUCCAGUGCCUUGGGAUAUGUGUGUGUGUGUGUGCGUGUGUGUGCAUGUAUACACAUUAUACAUGUAUGUGUACAUAUGUAUGUGCAUGUAUGUAUGUAUAUAUGUAUACAUACAUAUAUAUACACAUUAAAGGAUUCAUUAUACUGUACAUAGUGCAAGCUCAAAGAGAAUAUUAUAUUAUAGGUACUUAGGCCAGAGAAGGGAGUUCAGAUAUCAUUUGAAAUAUUUGCUAACUACUAUAAUAAUGUAUUUUGCCUGAUAAAGAAUAACAAUUCAUUUAAUUAAGCUGAAGUAUAUUAAAGCAGGGGCAUUUUAAUUUGUUACACCGCAGCAAAUAUUUAUUUCAAAUAUACUUUAAGAUAGAAUGUGUAACGUGUACCCCAACAUUUACCAUCUAACACUAUUUUAAAGGGAGAAUAAGCAGCUAAUCAUUCUUGCCCAUUUUUCAGGCAGGUACCAGCUUAGAGUCUUAAAGUCUGUGCUCACAAAACUGUCAUUAGGCAAGAAGAAAAGUAAUUACUUGAAAAUAAAUGUCAAGUUCAUAUGAACCAUAAAAGCAGAGAAAUUUUCCUUUGGGUGCAUUGGUUUAUAGAUCGACGUUUCCCUCAUUUACAAUGACAAAGCUUAUUCAUAAACUUUGUUUACAUGGAAUGCUGGGUUUGAGAGAGCUUGAUUUAUUAUUGUGGAAAAGUAAUAAUCCUAACAAUGAUUUAGAAUUACUGCUAGAAAUCAGCAGGUGGAGAAGCUUUAAAAGCACAAGGACGAUCUUGUGCUUAAUUUUUAAGGUAAGUGUACACGUUCUGAUAUUAAUAACAAACAUUUUGCUACUCUUAAUAGUGCUGUACUCAUGAGCUCUUAAGGAAUUGCUUUAUUCAUACCUCUAAAACUCUUGUUUAUGAUUUAUUCUUAUUCCUUAAUACUUCAAAGUCAUAAUUCACUUAUUUGCACAUUUGAAGUUGCUUUUGAAGAUAAAUAAAAUGUUAUAAAUGUUAUAUAUUUUAUACAUAUCAAAAAUGCAAUGACAAUACCAGAAAUAUGAAAUGUAAAUAUAUUUAUUUCAUUUUUAAUUGUUUCAGUGGAUGUUUGUAAAAUGUAAAUUAAUAUCUGUGACAAAUGACUUGUCACUUCGUUCUUUAAGUUCAUUAAUGUACUACUAACAAAACUGUACCUUUUCUAAUGAAGCAUACUGGAAAAUAAAAACAAAUA